AUCGCGCGCAGUAGUGUGCAAAGGCCAUUAACGGACAAAGCCUGACCAUGAGAUCUCGUGUAUCAUAUUUUUGUUGAUUACGCGCAUACUGGGAAAAUUCUUUGUAUAACAUUUAUGACAGCAUGAUAUGCUAAAGGCAAACGAGAGAAACAUGAACAGGUGAUAACUGUGUAAAAACAAAAAAACAUGAUAAAAAGGGAAAUGGAUCAUCGUGAUAUCCUAGUAGGCUGUGUCAAAACACAAAUAGAAAAUCUUGCUGGAGUUUCUAUGGAAACCGAUGAUAUCCAGACCGAAGAACAACUUAAAGGGAUUGUCACAAUUUGUUCAGAAGAGAGUGUGACUCGUGCUGCUUCGAGUCAAUUGGAAGAGGCAUUGAACAGAUUUAACAAAAAUAACCAAGAUCAUUUAACUGGCAAUGUUGUUGACAAUGAAAAUGAGGCUGCCAAGGAGAAAUCAGGAUUGGAAAGACAAGUACAAAUGGGUGAAGUUUCACCUUUUAAAAUGGCUCAAAUUACAAAUGCCUCAAAAUCAGAAAAUAAAAGGAAUUUCAAUGAAGCUUUUGGCUUGGCAGGCUUGGAAAAUUAUUUAAAGAAACAAGCUGAACUUUCAGAGCAAAGAAAAAGAUUGAAAAACACCAAAGUAACUGGAAUGAACAAAAAAGAAUCUCAAAAGCCCUGCCUCCAGGAAUCUGCUAGUAUUCAACAAAAACUAUCUCUCGAUAAGCAAAAAAAACGAAUAAAAAAAAGUUUGUAUCGUGAGCCAGAAAAAACAAAUCAUGAAAUUUCCAAUCCACCUAAUGUUACCAAAGAAUCAGUAAGAAUGUCUUCCAAAAGUAAUCUAAGUGCAGUAACUGGUAUCGAUUCGGACAAUCAAGAUUCAGGAAGUGAAUAUUUGCCGAGCGACAGCGAAAUUGAAGAAGAUGAUACAUCAUUGAAGAAAAAGAAAUCCAGUCGACAAGGAAGAAAGAAAUCUCGAAAAGACGUCGAUCGACAAAACGAAAAUUCAAUUUCAGGUGGUUCCAAAAUUUUGGAUGACGGUGACGAUGCGAUUUACAAAGAGCGUAUGGAGGCUCGGUUGCUGGAAAAUUCGUCAAAGGACGUAUUGUUUACCGUGGAAAAUUUGUUCAAAGUACCAAAAUCGAUAUGGAAAAAAUUAUACAAGUAUCAGAAAGUCUCGAUACGAUGGUUGUGGGAACUCCAUGGACGAGGCUUGGGUGGUUUGAUGGGUGAUGAAAUGGGUCUGGGCAAAACUGUUCAAGUUAUUGCUUUUCUUGCCGGCUUAGAUGUCAGUGAAUUGCUUUCCGACGGUGGAAGAUUCAGAGGAUUAGGUCCAACGAUCAUAGUUUGCCCGGCAACUUUGCUCGAACAAUGGUUAAGACAUUUCCGAGAAUGGGCACCAUUUUUAAGAGUUGCUGUCCUUCAUCAUUCAGGGACUUAUCGGGGUACACCUGAGGAUUUGAUCGAAAAUAUUGUAACAACAGGAGGAAUUUUAAUUACAUCUUACUCCGGUGUACUCCAACACAAAGAGGCUUUACUCGAAUCCCAUUGGCACUACAUCAUUUUGGAUGAAGGUCACAAAAUUCGGAAUCCUGAGGCUAAGGUAACUAGAACAGUAAAAAGAUUUUCGACGCCUCACCGCUUACUUCUAACUGGAAGUCCGAUGCAAAAUUCCUUAAAAGAAUUGUGGUCCUUGUUCGACUUCAUAUUACCAGGAAAAUUGGGUACGCAGGCGACUUUUCUUGAACAUUGCGCAAAUCCUAUAACUCGUGGUGGGUAUGCCAAUGCCUCACCUCUCCAAGAGGCUACUGCUCUUCAAGUGGCGACCAUGCUUAAAGAUGCAAUAGCUCCCUAUAUGCUUAGAAGAACAAAAAGAGAUGUCCAACAUCACAUCAAGUUACCGGAAAAAAAUGAGCAAGUACUUUUCUGUAGUCUAACAGAAAUACAAAAGAGCCUUUAUAAAGAGUACUUGAGGACGGAUCACGUAGCUUCGGUCCUUCACGAUAAAAGUAAUCAAUCGGAGAAUAGUUAUCGUGCCAGACUGCUCGUAGCUCUUACAAAUUUACGGAAAAUCUGUAAUCAUCCGGAUCUUUAUAGUUAUGGAAACGAAAAUGUCAAUUCUGACGAAGAAUUGAAUCUCGAAGAAGAAUCGGUUGAAGAUUUUGGCCACUGGAAACGUUCCGGUAAAUUGGUGGUCGUUAAAUCUUUGCUGAAAAUUUGGAAACAGCAAGGACACAGAGCACUUCUAUUCACGCAAGGCCGACAGAUGAUGCGCGUAUUGGAAGCCCUUGCCCAACGUGAAGGUCAUAAGUAUCUCCGUCUCGAUGGAAUGACCCCGAUGGCACAGCGCCAACAGACAAUCCACAAAUUUAACAAUGAUUCCAGUUAUUUCGUUUUCAUAUCAACUACGCGGGUCGGAGGUCUCGGAGUCAAUCUCACUGGAGCGAAUCGCGUCGUUAUUUACGAUCCUGACUGGAAUCCGGCUGUAGAUGCCCAAGCAAGAGAACGAGCCUGGAGAAUCGGUCAAGAUAAACAUGUCACAAUUUACAGGCUUAUCACUGCUGGCACAGUAGAAGAAAAGAUUUAUCAUCGUCAAAUCUUCAAACUAUUGUUGUCGAACCGAAUCCUCGAGGAUCCACGUCAACGGAGACUUUUCCAGACUUCCGAUCUCGCAGAACUCUUUAAUUUUAACGAGCCUUUGGAUGGCACAGCGACCGAAUCCGAUCGAAUAUUUCGUGAUUGUAAACUCGAACCAAAAACCGCACUUUUAAAAUCGAACUUUUCUCCUCUUAAAAUAGAGGCUAUGAAGAAGCUCGCGUCUUCAGUCAGCAAAAAAAUUGAAGAAAUCGCUAAGAAAACUACUGAAGAAAGUAAAGGACAGUCUCCGAGUGAUGCACCGAUUCCUAAGAAAGGCAAAUCUGCAGAGAAAAAUCGAAAAAAAUAUCAUAAAGAGAAGAAAAAUAGGAAGGCAAAAAUUUCAGCUAUCUUCGAAGGCGAAGAAGUACCUUGUCUGAUUGGAAGAAAACUUGAAAGAUCAGAAACCAAUGAGGAAGAAGAUAUUUCUUCCACUUGCGAUGAUCAGUACGUUCUCAAGAAACUUUUUUCAAAAACGUGCGUGAGUUCGGCGAUUCAACACGAUGCUGUUCUCUCAGGCGCGAGAUCGGACGGCGGAGAAUCAAAUCCAAUGAAUCGAAUGGCCCGUGAUACUGCACAAGAAAGUAUGGAUUUGCUUCGUCAAUCAAGAAAAUGGUGCUGGAGACCGACUUGGGAUGCGCCGAGUAAUCACGAAUAAUACGAUUUUGAUCUUGUUUAUUAUCAAAGAUCGAUCCUAGAGACUGAUGAAGUUUGUGUACAAACCUUGAAAGUAAGAUAAUUAUUCCAUAACGAAAAAAAUAUUGUAUUUAUAUUAAUUUUAGUUGCGAUAAGACAAUAGUGAAUUACAAAGUGUAUAGUUACAGAUUUUGUACAUUUGUGUAAUUCAUGUAGUACACGCUACUUGAAAUAUUCAAUACAAAAACGUUCUUGAGAAAUUUGUUAACCACCAAAUUUCACUGAUAAAUGAUUGCCUAUCUUUUUUCAUGGAAUAUGCAAUGAUACAGAAACAAAAGCGAGAAAGAAUUGUCAUUGACUGUUCCGAAAGAAUAAAUGUUAUUUUUGGAUA
Messenger RNA from Venturia canescens, 3657 nucleotides. RefSeq names its product DNA excision repair protein ERCC-6-like. Bases 187 to 3288 code for a protein of 1033 amino acids. The record is from RefSeq and is a predicted model, not a curated record. Gene Ontology annotation, biological process: transcription-coupled nucleotide-excision repair. The transcript is spliced from 14 exons. Gene Ontology annotation, cellular component: nucleus. Gene Ontology annotation, molecular function: ATP-dependent chromatin remodeler activity; ATP binding. NCBI's taxonomy places the organism in Eukaryota, Metazoa, Arthropoda, Insecta, Hymenoptera, Ichneumonidae.